AUGGCGGAGCCGGAGGAGGACUGCCCCCAGGACUGCCCCCAGGACUGCCCCCGGGAGCCGCGGCUGCGGGACACCCGAGACAUCUGCUUCCAGGCGACCGCCAACGCCAUCGCCCUGCAUCCCACCCGGACCCCUGCUGGCGGCGGGGACGUGGAUGGAGAUGUCUACCUGUUCUCGUACUCCUGCACCGAGGGGGAGAACCGGCAGCUUUGGUCCUCGGGACAUCACCUCAAGUCAUGCCGGGACGUGGCCUUCUCCCAGGAUGGACAGAAGCUCUUCACCGUCUCCAAGGACAAGGCUGUCCACAUCCUGAGUGAGGAGGGACGGCUGGAAACGCGCUUCCCCAAGGCCCACGGCUCUGCCCUCAACUGCGUGCUGCCCAUUGACCAUCACCUCUUUGCCACGGGGAUGAUGUGGGGGGCGAAGGUGUGGGACCUGCGGAAGGGGGAUUCCAUCCUGGAGGCCCGGGAGCGAGAAUACAUCAGUGCCAUGGCCGUGGAUGGGAACGGGAAGGUCCUGCUGACUGCCAGGUUACCGGGGGUGGGGGAUGGCACCCUGGGUGUUUUUAACGUGAAGAGGCGGCGCUUCGACCUCCUCUCAGAGCCGCAGAACGGGGACCUGACCUCUGUCGUGCUGCUGAAGGUCGAGGGGAGGAAAGUGGCGUGUGGCUCCAGCGAAGGCACCGUUUACCUCUUUCAACUGGGACGGCUUCGGGGCUGCCCAGCGACCGCUUCGCCGCUGAGGGCAGAGUCUGUCGACUGCAUGGUGCCCAUCACAGACAGCAUCGUGUGCGUGGGGUCCUUGGACGGAGUCAUCAGGGCAGUGAACAUCCUCCCGAACCGGGUUCUGGGCUGUGGGCAGCACCUGGGGGAACCCAUUGAGCAGCUGGCAGUGGCCCCAGGCGGGCAGCUCCUGGCCAGCUGUGCCCACGACCAGAAGGUGAAGUUUUGGGACAUUUCCUCCCUGCCGGGCCUGGUGGUGGAUGAUUACCGGAAGAAGAAGAAGAAGGGAGGUCCCCUGCGGGCCCUCAGCAGCAAGGCAGUGGGCAGCGGGGAGGAUUUCUUUGCUGAUCUGCGGGAGGAGGCUGAGCCAGAGGCGGCAGCAGGGAGUGACAGUGACAGUGACAGCGACUGAGGGGCUGGGACCCGGCUGGGGACACCGCGGGCGGUGCUGCCCCCUCCCUGCAGCAGUGGCUGAGGGUCCUGGGAUGGAGGAGGUGGUCCAGGAAUUGGGG
This is a messenger RNA of Calypte anna (Anna's hummingbird), 1234 nucleotides long. RefSeq names its product WD repeat domain 55 (gene WDR55). Gene Ontology annotation, molecular function: protein binding. Lineage: Eukaryota; Metazoa; Chordata; Aves; Apodiformes; Trochilidae. The record is from RefSeq and is a predicted model, not a curated record.